Molecule: messenger RNA, 3650 nt
Organism: Scheffersomyces stipitis CBS 6054
Lineage: Eukaryota; Fungi; Ascomycota; Pichiomycetes; Serinales; Debaryomycetaceae
Exons: 3
Biological process (GO): proteasome-mediated ubiquitin-dependent protein catabolic process
Cellular component (GO): GID complex
Source: RefSeq, a predicted model, not a curated record
CGUCUAUUUCCGGAAUUUUACUCGUCACAUCGAUGCCGCUCGACCUACACUCGGAUACAGAACAUUCUGUGUCCAUCACAGCAUCGCCCCCAACUUCCACAGCAAUCUACACUCUUGAAGAACUAGCUGAGUUACGAGUCAGUCUCAUCGGCAACAAGGAUCUCAAGUUCAAGAAGGUGGGCGAUGUGCGGUUUAUCCAGGCACUCGUCAGCGAUGUCCAAGCCCAAAUCUCCCAGAUUCUCAUGGCCAGUCUGGCACUGGCAGAUUCUCAUUCGCAUCCGUUGAACAACUUGGACUUUCUUGAACAAUUGGAAAAGAAGGCUGUCGUGGUCAACAUCUUGUGUUCAUUUAUUUCUGAGGUCAAUACAAACAAGCAUGAAAAUAUCACCACCUGCUUGCGUUCAUUGGAAGAAGUCGUAGCACCCAUCAUCCAACUCUUGAACUACUUCGUCGAUACUUUUAUCCCUUCGUUAGCAUCUACUUCAUCUUCUCCAACAUCUGGGUCAGCUGACCAAGAUAAACAAGACACUGACAAUAGAGACAUCAUCUCUAAGAUAGAGACCUUGAUGAAUUACUUCUUGGACAUCUUCUUGAACCUCGCCAACAUCCACAACCACAACAUCUCGUCGGAUCGGCUAUGGAAAUUUAUCAUCUGCUUACUUAUUGUAGGAGAGACAUCCGAACACUCUGUGGCCAAUUGGAAUCUUUUGACCAAGCUGUUGAAAUUGGUACCUAUUCUCUUGUCGAAUGCCCGAAUCGACUAUUCUUCUUCGAUCACGUCGAUCAUUACUCUUUUGACGGCAUUGUUGAAGAGAUUGUCAAGAGAAUGUGAUGUCAUCGUAGCGACCCAUUUUCCGCAGGUAGCCAACUCGCCUGAACUCCUACAUCAACUAGCAUUCGAAGAUUCUAACUUGCCCAAUAUUGAGCUCAACAGAAACAUCAUCAGAACUAACAUCAAUCCCUCGUUGCUCAACGGCUUGAUAACUUGCACGGCGCAAAUCUUCAGUUUCUUUAAGGCAAACGAUUACGACAUUCUCAUGGCUUCGCCAACAGGCUCGUCCGUGUCGUCGGUGGUCGUUUUAUCUAUAAGCGUCUAUCUUUCGUUGUUACUACUUGUUAAGUAUGAUGAUAGGUUCUUGAACCUUUCUGCAUUGAACUUGAUAUUUUUCUACCUAAACAACUUAAGGCCGUCUAAUGAGUUAAACGAUAACUUGAUCUACAAGAACUACACUAAGUUGUUCCCCAAAAUUAUCGAGAUGUUAGAAUUGGAUAAUGAAAUCUCCAAGAAAAACCUCUCUGACUCUAAGAAAAAAGAGUCAAAAAUUGCCUUGGAUCUUCCAAUGUACCUUUUCUCACCUGGAAGAAUCUUAGCUGAUCUAUGCGCUCAGUAUCCCUUGUUAAACGAUGAAAUCAAGGAUGCCAACAUAGACCUCAAUGUAGUCAAAAAUUUGGAGGCUAGCUUCAAGUUCAGCCAUUUGUUGAAGGUGUUGAGAGCUCUAAAGAAGAAUUCCAACCACGGAAAGGCGAUUGUGGACUUUACAGUCUUAUUGAGUACGCCGAGAGAUGACAGUGUUCUUGCAGAUUUAUUAUUGUUAUUGAGUGUAUACACUAGCUCCACGGAAGAUUAUCGUCACAGGGUAAUUAACUAUGCAUCUGAAAAUAGCAAACUGGUUUCGUUAUUGCCUCAGAUCAUUUUUGAAAUCAUAGACAACUACCAUUUCUUGUUGACCCAGAUUCAGUUGAAUUAUCGUUUGUUGUACCCUCGUAAAAGACGCUGUCUAGUGCCAAAGAAAGACUUGCCGUGGUUUGGUAGAAACCUCGGCAUAGUCAGAACUUUGCUCGACAGUUCUGUGUAUACAAACUGUUUCUAUUUGGUCAGAUCACUUUCGAGAUCUGUUUCUUCAUUGAGAACUUUCUUUGUAGAAUGCAACUCGAUCUCCAGCUUUGUUAGCGAAGAUGGUUGUAAGGACGUUGCUGGUGGAUUGAUUACAAACUUCUUGCAGAUUCUCAAAUGCUACGAAUCGUCAGACCAGAUUUCAGACUUCUUCAAUAAUUUGAACAAAAAUGUUGAUGUCAACGGUUCGUACUAUUUGAACAAGAGAGCAAAGAUGACCAACAAGGCGGCCUCCCUUGGAAUUUUGGCUAACUUCAUCUUGGACUUCAGUGCUCUUCGUUACAGUAUUGUGAAUUAUGACAAUUUCUUGCAGAGCCUUUCAGUCAUCUUUCAAAAUGCAUCGACUUCAGUCAAUGUUGGAAGUAAUAAUGAUAAAUUGACUGAUGAAGAUAUAUAUCAAAAGAAUGUGAUUCAGUUGAAUACAUUGCAUGUUGUCAAAAAUUUCAUGUUUAACGAAACCAACGAGAAUAAGAAGGAACUUUUGGAUUAUUUUCCCUUGAUUUUCUUAUUCCAGAAGACUGUGUAUGGUUUAUCGGAUUAUAAUCAAGAGGAUCCUAUUGAAAUUCGAAACUUGAAGUUGCAACAAAAGCUUGUUGCUUUUGGUAUUUUGAGAAAUUUCACAGCUGCAUCCCCAAGUUUCAAUGCUAUCUUGGCCAAUUCCUACGAACAGGAGUUUAUUAGCUUCGCACAGGACCCUAAUUUACCGGCCAAAUGGGCAGACUUCAUUGUUGCAACUAUUAAGAAUGUCAACAUAUUUACAGAUCUUCCAGGUUCCAUAGAACUCGAUGAUGAGUUCUUAACUGGUUUGAUUCUUAAUGACGAUUAUGUUGAUCUAGUAAGUGCCAUAAACUAUCUUGAAGACCAUAAGUACACAAGCAUAGAUAGGAUCAAGAAGUCACAAUUUCCUCGUGAUGUCUUAUUAAAGCUAUGGAUUCGCUUUUUAAGCUUGACUCCUCUGGAAACAUUCUUGCUGAAGUUGGAUUUAAACGAAAAGAUAAAUCUUUCUACGAAUUUAAACGAAAUCAAGUUGUCGAUUGUGUGGAUAAUCAUCAAUUUGACAUGGAAAUACUCUACAUAUGGCUUCGAUGUACGUGAGGGUGCAAACUACAAUUUGUUCGAUACUGUGGACGGCUAUAAUUUGAGACCAGGUAGUCUUCCUACAAGAAGAAUCAUGGUUGAGGACUCCGACGAUGAUGAUGCAAAUGAAAUUGCCGAACAAGAUAUUUCUAUGUCUAAUCUACCUGAUGAAUUGUCGGUUCGAGAUAGGGCGUUAUACUUGCAUCGGUUUGGAUUUUCGGAUGUAUUGAGUAGAUAUAUCGGCGAAAUAACCAAGAAAGGAAGUAUCGCUGUAGAAAAUAAACUUUCAAACAAUGACAAGCUGCCGGCGCCCAAGCGGUUUGACAUUCAAAAUAGUCAUGAUUUGCUAGAGAACUUGAAAAAGGCAAAUCACCAGAUCAUGACACUUUUGAGAGGAGGGGGACGUGUUACUAACAAACCCAGCGGGCGUGUCAGUGAUGCUGCGGUCUCUGUAGAGGUUUUUGAUGAGGUUUCUAGAAGAGUGAGACGUCCCAGCGGUGUUGUUAGCUCCGGAAGAAUUCAGCGUCCAGAUGUUAACCGAGGCGGAGAAGGCUUUGGCUAUGAUUCCGAUGACUACAAUGCUGGAGAGAGAGAAUCGCACAGUUCGGAUACGACCAGCGUCGACGACCAGGAGAUGGAGAAUGCAGAAAAUAGGGGUGAUGAUGAAGGGGAAGACGAA